Striga asiatica is the source of this 2011-nucleotide messenger RNA. The record is from the annotation of a GenBank genome assembly. Lineage: Eukaryota; Viridiplantae; Streptophyta; Magnoliopsida; Lamiales; Orobanchaceae.
AUUUAUUCUAUUCGUUUUUUCGUCUAUCAGAAAAAAGAUAAUUAUCUGCCCACAAACAAACGCAAAUAUUGGCAGAACCUCUGUCAAAACUCGGCGUUGUUUCACAGAAUCUUCUCGCUCCAUUGUUUCUCUCUCUAAACCUUGCCCAUUCACACCGCUCCACUUUUGUCGUUUUAUAUACUUGACCUAUCUCUCUCUAUUUCCACAUACACACGCAUCAAGAUCUGGCCGGAAAAGUAUGGGAUCGUUGAAUCCACCGGAACUUACCUUGGAUUGCAGCCUAUCGUCGGAAUAUUGGGUUCCGAAAUCGACCGGAGAGUUUCUUCUCGAGGUCUCCAGAACCCAAAGCGUGUCCGAGAAGGUUUCGAAGCUUGACGAUUACGUUAAUCGGUUGCAGGAGGAGAUGAAGAAGAUCGACGCGUUUAAGAGGGCGCUGCCUCUUUGUAUGCUCCUCCUCACCGAUGUCAUAGCGACAGUGAAGAAAGAGCUAAUCCAGUGCAAGAGCUCGAUGGAUAAGCCGAUUAUUGAAGAAUUUAUACCAUUAAAGGAAAAGAACACCGAUGAAAAGGAUGAGACGGCUGAGGAAAAGGACAUCUCCAUCACCGGUGACAAAAUGAAUUGGAUGAGCUCUGUUCAGUUAUGGAACUCCGAUGGUAAUCCCAACAGUACGGAUAAUUCCAGCCACAAUAAAAAAAGAAAGGAGGAAGUGAUUAGCCGACCAUUGGAUGAUUUGUUUCCAAAUGGUAAAAACCGGAAAUUCGAAAGGGGGUUUGAGCCUCUGAAGGGAUGCAAUGUUUUUCCGGUGAUGAAUUUAGGCAAAAAAACAAUUAACGAGCUGUCGGGAGUAACGGAGCUUUCACUUCGUACUCCUGAAAUCAAGAGCUCAAAGGAAGAGAUUUCGCCAGUCAGUUUUGGCCCAAAAUCUAGCUGUAACAGAUCAGGUUCUUCAUCUGCAACUAAUGAUCAACACUGUGGUAAGGAACAAACCAAUAGGAAGCAAAGGAGAUGCUGGUCAGCCGAAUUGCAUCGCCGGUUUGUUUGUGCUCUGCAACAACUCGGAGGUCCUCAAGGUUUUUCUGGUUUUGUGGCCUCAUUCGGUUAUGUUGAAUGUUUUUCAGCUGCUACCCCAAAGCAAAUCAGAGAGCUUAUGCAAGUUGAUGGUCUCACAAACGAUGAAGUCAAGAGUCAUUUACAAAAAUACCGCCUUCACACAAGACGAGUGACUCUAUCAGCAAACCCUUCAUCCGGCGCUGAGCUGGGAGGUUUGUGGGCAUCUCAUGAAAACUGUGGUGAGCCCUCAAAGGCCAGUAAUUCCCAAUUGAGUUCGCCUCAGGGCCCGUUUACUUCAACAACUGGUACUGAUAGCUUGGAAGAUGAGGAGGAUGAAAAAUGGGAGAGCCAUAGCUGGAAGGGUCAUAAUCAAAUAUCCAAGAAAGUUGCCGUAUAGUUUUGUUGUCGUCCAACCUUGAGUUUUGCAGAUACAAGAAAAAAUGACAAACAUCAGAGGACUUUGAUUAUAAAUAAGGUUUUUUAUGAUACUAUAUGAAUGAUCUUGGGGCUGUGUGGCAGAAUUUUGCAGGACAUAGUUUUGUCUGAGGCUUUGUUUUUUCCCCAUGAGAUUCUAUAUUAUUUUGGUGUUUUGACAUGUGCAAGUGGAAUAAUGUGUCAGGCUAUCUUCUUCUCUCCAUUUCCUGGUACAAUUUGAUCUUCAGUUAACUGACCUUUGAAAUAUCAGAUGAAUUAGAGCGUGAAGAUACAAAAGACAAAUUGAGAGGGCUAAACUGAAGUCCUCGUAUAUUUUUCUUUCAUCUGAAUCCAGGAGAUUUGAGUUUGGAUAUAUUUUGUUAUACUGGACUUGUUCUUGUCUUUUUUGGUAGUAGUGAGGUAGAGAUUUUUGUAAGACAGAAUUUUGAGAGAGCUGAUUUUGAUAAUAUGAUCAAGUAAAAUGAAAAGAUGAAUAAAAUUUGCAUCCAGAAAUAUGCCACUGGAAAUAGUUGAAUUUGAAAGAUAA